UUGGUUCAUUGCUCUUAGUUUUUACGGAAGCAAUAGCAUUUGAAUUUAUCGAUGAGAGCCGAGUAGAAACCAUAAUUUUAAGCCGAUUUAUUCAACAUCACAUGCGGGCGUAGUUUCCAAUUGAAACACUGAAGGCGUCUACCAAAACAAGUGACGGACGUCCCACCGAAGACAGGGGCACGGGAAUUGGGAACUGCGCUUCUCUCAACACUUCGAUUCCCGUGUUACAUGACUAGACAAAACUAGCCUGAUACAUCCCUCGAGAGUAAUCGGCCAGAUCACUAAACAACACAUAUUUUCAGACAAUUCAGUCUACGCACGAAUCUCGAACCAAACUGAUAAAAGGCUUCCGAUAGACUCUGCUUUUCGUCUUCUAUUCGUAAAAUAGAAAAAUAACAAAAAAAAACAGAAUAGAAUAUGAUCAAUAUCAAAAGCCGUAUUAGCUUUCACAAAAAAUUAGAGUAAUAUUAAUUGAUCCUGUGCCCGUACAGAUAUGAAAACGCAUAAAAUAUUUGUAGAACGUAAACACAUAGAGGAACAAUAACGACUUCGUAUUUUCGUGUGUUGUACUGCCAUAAACAUCCGCAAUGCUAAUUGUCCUGUAUUAAAACAAUGAGAUGCAUUAAUUGCAAUGGAAAAUCAUAUUAUGAAGUAAUUCUGUCAAAGCUUGAAAUUUCACGCUAACCCUUGCCCGCCCCAGCUAGCUGGCUUACAAAGGACCUUGUAUUCAGCCAACCUCAUCAACAGCGAAGACAUAACGAAGAAGACAGAAGCUAUAGUGUGAGUCAUCCGAAUAAGCUAUCGCAGCAACGAGAGAGGGACUGCGUAGGCGGAGUCAAUGAGCAAUCUUGAGAUAAAUUCAGUCCUAGUUAUUGCUGGCGUCGUAGGGCUAUGUUGUUUUAUGGUACUUGUUUCUACAGCAAACGUCUGAAACUAUGCUGGACAGAGCCGGACAACCAUCUAGGAAACGUUAUCUUCACGAUGACGACCGCUGUCGAAACGGGACGUGUCGCAAGAAGAAAAGGUUCGAUGGGCAAGACGUACGUAUCGAGGAUGCUGGAAACGACAGUCAGGUCAAUGCUGGCGUGAAGUGGACAAUAGGAUGUGAACUGUUUACACUUGGUGAUAAUGUUAUCCUUUGUGGAGGUAAACAUCGUAAUCUAUUGGGCACGGUGAUUGGUGCGGACGUGUGCAUCGUAUCUAUUCUACUCAGCCGGGAACAUUUCGGCGCAUCCCAAGCAAACGAAGUAAAACAACUUUUCGAAGUUAGUGAUCAUGUGAAAGCUUUGAACGAAUGCUACGAGAUGUAUAUGGGCGAAGUUGUUCGAGUUACAGAGGAUAUUGUUUCCUUACAUUUAGACGCAGCAUGUGUGAACUUCGGAGCGGCCAUAAAUGAGCUAUGAAUCAUAUAAUGCUUUAUAUAUGCAGUGCUCCAUAGGUACACAUUCAUCUCUGGAACGGGAGCGUGUUUGCAUGCAAGAGCUCACAUAGAGCGCACAAUAAAGCCAUCAUUUUCGAGUCCUUUAGCAUAACCUCCCAUAAAUGGUACAAUUUAGCUGUUUUUAU
Messenger RNA from Varroa destructor (honeybee mite), 1566 nucleotides. RefSeq lists its product as uncharacterized. NCBI's taxonomy places the organism in Eukaryota, Metazoa, Arthropoda, Arachnida, Mesostigmata, Varroidae. The record is from RefSeq and is a predicted model, not a curated record.